AUGGAAACGAGCAUUCUGGACGACAUGUCUGGCGUUGCAAACGCCUCCGCCAUUGGUGCUGUUCAAGGCGCCUCGUGUGCGGCAACCACAGCGGCAUGGGAAAUUAACGUACUCAACAUCGUGCUGCUGCUGCCGCCAGCGCCGGCAGCGCGGGUGCUGCUUGGCCGGGCAUUAGCGAUCUUCUCCUUCUGGUCUGCGGCCGCCCUGCGGCGGAUGGCGGUACGGGCACCACCGGGAGGUGUCGGCGACGAGGGACGGUUGACGCUAGCGCCAGUUGCGGCGGCCGGGGCGUUGGCCGGCGAGGAGGCUCUGGGGGAAGACUAG
Pyricularia pennisetigena is the source of this 324-nucleotide messenger RNA. RefSeq lists its product as uncharacterized. The coding region runs from base 1 to 324 and encodes 107 amino acids. The record is from RefSeq and is a predicted model, not a curated record. NCBI's taxonomy places the organism in Eukaryota, Fungi, Ascomycota, Sordariomycetes, Magnaporthales, Pyriculariaceae. The transcript is spliced from 2 exons.